CAGGCUGCUGCGCGGCCGCGGGCGGGAGGGCGGCAGUCGCUGAAUCGGAGCCGCGAAACCUGGGACUUGUGGGCGCUCGGGCGCGCGGGAGCGGAGCCCGGCCGUGGGGGAAGAGCCGCGCGGGGCUGCUGGCUCCUUCGCCUCCCUCUUCCCGUUCCGGAGGCGGGUGGGGGUGGCGCGGGUCGGCGCCCGGGGACACAGCUCACCUGUGCUGCGAGCCAGCGCGUGGGACUUGGAGGGAGCGGUGAGCUCUCGCGCCGGGCACAAUGGGCUGCACGCUGAGCGCCGAGGACAAGGCGGCGGUGGAGCGGAGUAAGAUGAUCGACCGGAACCUCCGCGAGGAUGGCGAGAAGGCGGCGCGCGAGGUCAAGCUGCUGCUGCUCGGUGCUGGUGAAUCUGGGAAAAGUACAAUUGUGAAGCAAAUGAAAAUUAUCCAUGAGGCUGGCUAUUCGGAGGAAGAAUGUAAACAGUACAAAGCGGUGGUCUACAGUAACACCAUUCAGUCCAUCAUUGCUAUCAUCAGAGCCAUGGGGAGGUUGAAGAUAGACUUCGGUGACUCAGCUCGGGCGGAUGAUGCACGCCAACUCUUUGUGCUUGCUGGAGCCGCUGAAGAAGGUUUCAUGACUGCAGAACUUGCCGGAGUUAUAAAGAGAUUGUGGAAAGAUAGUGGUGUGCAAGCCUGUUUCAACAGAUCCCGAGAGUACCAGCUGAACGAUUCUGCAGCAUACUACUUGAAUGACCUGGACAGAAUAGCACAGCCAAAUUACAUUCCAACUCAACAAGAUGUCCUCAGAACUCGAGUGAAAACUACAGGAAUUGUUGAAACCCAUUUUACUUUCAAAGAUCUUCACUUUAAAAUGUUUGAUGUGGGAGGACAGAGGUCCGAGCGGAAGAAGUGGAUUCACUGCUUUGAAGGAGUGACCGCCAUCAUUUUCUGUGUGGCACUGAGUGACUACGACCUGGUUCUAGCUGAAGACGAAGAAAUGAAUCGAAUGCAUGAAAGCAUGAAGUUGUUCGAUUCCAUAUGUAACAACAAAUGGUUUACAGAAACAUCCAUUAUACUUUUUCUAAACAAGAAGGAUCUCUUCGAAGAAAAAAUCAAAAAGAGCCCUCUCACUAUAUGCUACCCAGAAUAUGCAGGCUCGAACACAUAUGAAGAAGCAGCUGCAUACAUUCAGUGUCAGUUUGAAGACCUCAAUAAGAGAAAGGACACAAAGGAAAUAUACACCCACUUCACAUGUGCCACAGAUACUAAGAAUGUGCAGUUUGUUUUUGAUGCCGUAACAGAUGUCAUCAUAAAAAAUAAUCUAAAAGAUUGUGGUCUCUUCUAAGUUUUGCCGUGAAUGGUUAAAAUGCAUUCUCAAACCAAAUGAGUACUUAUAUGUGGAUCUCUCUAGACUAGGGUCUUGCAGCAACACAGAAUGUAGUAUACGGCAAACACAUCUGGACCUGACCGAAGUUGUUCUGUUCUGUUUUAUAACCUGAGUAAAAAUGUGAAAGGUGGUCCUGCAUUGUGAACCUAAGGGCAGUGUUAAAGCUGGGCUCUAGUGUAGUGAUGAUUUCUGUGUAAGUGUAAAUAUGCAAAUGUAUGUAUACAUGUAUUUAUAACUUUAGUUUUCCACAUUACUUUUAGGUUUUAAGAGUCGCCACUUACAAUUCUAGUGUGAUUGCUUUGGAAGUAACAGAAAUAUUAAGUACUUUGUAUACUCAGUGCCAGACUAUUGCCACGUUAACCAGUUUUGAACAGCUUUAUUUAUAUUCAUGCCCUGUAAAUUUUAAGUAUAGCAAUUCAUAUUAGGAAACAUUGCAGCCCUUAUCUUGAUUAUCUUGUGAUCCUAAAAAUGUCAUUUGUAUAAACAUUGCACAGACUAUUUUAAUAACAUGAUUUGUUCUUUAAAUUUAAUGCUUUAUUGAAAUGUUCUUAAAGAGGAUGAAUAUAACUUCCUUUGGAUUAAUUAUUUAAACAUCGUACACAUUUUUUUUCUUUUAAGAUUUCAUGCUGAUCUUCUACAGUAGAUUUGGUUUGAAGAACUAAAAUUGCAUAUUUUACUAUUCUUAGACUUAUAAAUACUUAAUUUUUAUUCAGUUGGUUUGUUUUCACUUUGAAUUUUAAUAUUUGGAUGAUAUUCAGGCAUUGACUUAAAGAUGAUGCCAAAUUAAUUUUUAUACACUUUAAAUAAUUACCUUUUUAUUUAUAACUAAGUUUAGGUGGAUGAUGAGAGCAUUUUUGGGUAAAAAAUAUAUCAGCAUAAUGAAUUUGUGACAUUCAUUUGUGUAUUUCCUUUGGGAAAUCCCUUGUACCUAGCAUAUAUUGAUAGCUCCUUGUUUGGAAGAUAACAAGAAAGAUCUUUAAAUAUUCUGCUGCUGGUAUAAUGCAAGCUUUUAAUUCAUAUAUGUAACUAGUUUCAAAUUUAAUUAUCACACUUGACUAAAAUUACUUUUUUCCCUUAGAUUAUUCAAAUUUCCUCCACUUGCUUAAGUCUAUAUUAUUUUUUAAAUUGUACUAUUAUUUCUGAGAAUGAAGCAGGCAAUUACACUUAGAAAAUGAGUAAUAGUAUUUAAUAAAGUCAGUGAUUGUAUGUCUGUUCAAACAAGUGUUACAUAUCAGCUAGAUGUUGAAUGUCAAUAGUCAUUUUUCUUUUGAUUACUCAUGAUGUAUCUUGUGACCUUGUUUCAUCAAAAUGAACAGCAUUCCCCACCCUACUUGUCUUUUUCUCUCAUCUUGAACGAGUUAGCCUUUCAGUAAGCUGUGGGUAAGUUGUUUCUGUCAUUUUGUUGGAGUAUAUUUGUUGAAAUAUGUGUGUGAGGGGGUGGGUAACCACAAACUGCAUUUAUAUCUGUUUCAUCUUGGGGAUUUGUUUUUCUUCUUUGUAAUGUGAAGAAAUUCAAAAUUAUCAAAAUUUCUUAAAUGUGUUAGUUUAGAUUCUUUAUGUGCCUUUAUCAUGAAAGAUAUGUUUUCAUUAAUUUUACUGAUGGGAGACCUGUAAUAUCCAUAUUGUGAAGCUAUGUAUGAAUUUCAACUAUAAUGAAUAAAUUUGAAUCAUGACAAAUAGUUUAAAAAGCCACAAAGAAGCACAUAUUGGUGAUCAUAGUUGAUGAAUUUCUGAACUUUAUUCUGUGUAACUGUUAUUAAUAAAUCCUAAUAAAUUUAAAUUUUUAAAAUUUUAUAAA
This is a messenger RNA of Eptesicus fuscus (big brown bat), 3171 nucleotides long. RefSeq names its product G protein subunit alpha i1 (gene GNAI1). Gene Ontology annotation, molecular function: GTP binding; GTPase activity; G protein-coupled serotonin receptor binding. Bases 267 to 1331 code for a protein of 354 amino acids. The transcript has 8 exons. Gene Ontology annotation, cellular component: heterotrimeric G-protein complex. The record is from RefSeq and is a predicted model, not a curated record. Gene Ontology annotation, biological process: adenylate cyclase-modulating G protein-coupled receptor signaling pathway. Lineage: Eukaryota; Metazoa; Chordata; Mammalia; Chiroptera; Vespertilionidae.